CUCCUUACAUGUGUCACAGAAAAGAAAUCGGUUCAACGAAGAUAAGGGUUCGGGACAUGUAUUCUUCCUUUUUUAAACAUUAUUUUAACGACAAGGCUUCCACUCUUAGCUGCUAAUCUGAAAUACAAGAUUUUUUACCUUUAUUAUCGAAAACAAUAAAAACUUCCUAUUCGCGAAGUAUCAAUUAUUUUUUAUUUUAAUUUUUCAGGGAUAUCAUGUUUAUGAUCAAUUGGUUUUGGGAUGCUUUAGGAUGGCUGGGUCUUUCGCAUAAACGAGCUAAAAUUCUUUUUCUUGGUUUAGAUAACGCAGGAAAAACCACUUUGUUACAUAUGCUUAAGGAUGAUCGCAUCUCAACCCAUGUUCCGACUUUGCAUCCACAUUCUGAAGAAUUGUUAAUUGGAAAUAUUCGAUUUAAAACAUUUGAUUUAGGAGGGCAUGAAACAGCUCGUCGUAUUUGGAAAGAUUAUCUAACAACUAUAGAUGCCGUAGUUUUCCUUGUUGACGCGGCAGAUCGAACUCGUUUUGAUGAAGCUGCGGAAGAAUUACGCGGUUUGCUUGAAUCCGAGGAAUUAGCAACGGUUCCGUUUGUUGUAUUAGGAAACAAAAUAGAUUUAUGUCAAGCUGCAUCAGAGGAUGAGCUUCGUCAUGCCCUUGGACUUUACUCGAAUAUCACGUAUAGACGUUCCGUAAGUCUUUUUUUUUUUUAUUCAAGCAAAACUUUGAAUGAAUUCUCUUAUUUUUGUUUACAGAAUAAAGGCGAAUCUGGUUUACGACCUGUUGAGCUCUUUAUGGUUAGCGUUGUCAAGCGAAGCGGAUAUGCUGAAGGAUUUAAAUGGCUGUCUCAAUUUUUAAGCUAGUCGAAACUAAACAAAAAAAAUUUUUCACUGAUUUUUUACUAGAAAUAAAAAGGUGAGAUUGUCUCGAGUCACACUAAACAUUUACUUGAGUAGGAGGAAGUAAAAAUUUGUGUAUAGCAUUCUAAUGAAAAAACAAAUAAUUUUGACAUUUUGUUUAAACGUUUCUGUACAUAAGAAAACAUCUCACGACUUAUGAUCUUGAAUAAAUGAUGUGGAAUUUUAAUGUGAUUUUUUACAAGUAAACACAUUCGGGAGUUGCUCCUUUUGAAUGAAAUGUAAAACAAAUUUUAGUUUUAAAGUAACCUUCAAUGAAAUUGAACAUUAAUUUUUUAUUAUGUUUUCAUAAUAUUUUCAUUCAACAAAUAACGUCAUUUAUACUUCCUAAUCCUUUUCAAAUCGCUCACUCCAAUUCAACAUAUGUUGACCUUCACUUUAAACGAAAAAUAUCGACAAGAAUGCGGUGGACACCUUUGAAUUUUUCAGUGUUUCAGCAAAAUAAACACAAUGAGUUCAACGAUUCAAAUGUAUGUGUUUUGCAUAUGAACAGUGUUGAUUCGACAAUCACCUUACAUACACCAUUAACUAUCAAUGUUUCGGAAACCAUUUUAACCAAAUUGUUAAUGAAUAAUCAACCAACAUGGUUUUUAUAUUCAUUAGAUACAUUUAGUUCCAAUGAAGAAGCUAUGUGGACAGUGUCAAGUACAAGUUCUUGUGGACCCUCCAGUGACAUUUUUUUAGGAGGUCAUUGCAAAUUAGGCGGUACUUCUAGUGUCCAGAGAUCUUACACGAAUUUGUUACCUCACAAAAACGUUCGUUUAACUGCGCGUGUUCACUUUCUUGAUGAAUGGUUAGGGGAAUCCUUACUAGUCAUGGUGGAUCAAGUGAUUCGUUGGUCAAAAACGAAUCAAUGGUGUCAUGAAGUUUUAACCACGCAGUGUUUAAAAAAAGGCUUAGAUAUAUGUGGUAACACAUAUCCUGAUUUACUAUCAACCAAAGUUGACGUUUCUUUUCCCCAUUCCCAUUCUAAUUUAACAGUGAAAUUUUUUUCAACUCUUCAAGAAAACAGAAAAGCUUGCGAGGUAUCUUGGGGAAUUGAUGAUGUUGCUGUGUAUUUAAUGAACUAGCCAAUUAUCGUUAAAGAAAAAAUCGUUUUAAUUUUUUUUUUUGUAUAAUUUUCUAGUGCUAUUUUGCAUUGACAGAAAGAAAAUGAACGUAGGAAAAAGUUGAUUCCAUCUUUUUAA
Hylaeus volcanicus is the source of this 2098-nucleotide messenger RNA. RefSeq lists its product as uncharacterized. Gene Ontology annotation, molecular function: GTPase activity; GTP binding. Gene Ontology annotation, cellular component: endoplasmic reticulum exit site; COPII vesicle coat. Gene Ontology annotation, biological process: vesicle organization; membrane organization; endoplasmic reticulum to Golgi vesicle-mediated transport. The record is from RefSeq and is a predicted model, not a curated record. The coding region runs from base 216 to 857 and encodes 213 amino acids. The transcript has 10 exons. NCBI's taxonomy places the organism in Eukaryota, Metazoa, Arthropoda, Insecta, Hymenoptera, Colletidae.